AUGAAACUAACAAUUGUAUUGAUGAUAUCCUUUGCUUUUUGUAUCUCUGAUCCGAUAAAAGUCAAGAUAGUCUCUAAGGUAGACCCAAAGAAAUAUCUGUCUCUGUUUAGCGGAGAAGUAAGGCUUGCAACCAAGAAAAAAAUAAAAGAUAAUAAGGGAUGCUCAAAGUUCAUUGUCGACGAGGUCCGAACAGAGAUAUUGCAGGGGAAUAGGCGUUUAUGUAGAAAAUUUGGAUUUUCAAAAGUCAUGUCGUGUAACCAUGAAAGUAAGAAUUCGAUAUGGGAAGUUAUUAUUAGCAAAGGAUCCAGAUUUGUAAGUUUCAAAAUGGAGGGGGAAAAUCAAUGUCUUACAGCUAAUGGGCCAGAAUCUGCAGAUCUCUUAGGAGAUAUUCUAAGUAUGGGGGAAUGCGACGAUGGUCUGGAUACCCAAAAGUUUUGGAUUAAGUUGAUAGUCGAUAGAAAAGCGAAAGCUACAUAG
This is a messenger RNA of Encephalitozoon intestinalis ATCC 50506, 477 nucleotides long. RefSeq lists its product as uncharacterized. Bases 1 to 477 code for a protein of 158 amino acids. The record is from RefSeq and is a predicted model, not a curated record. Lineage: Eukaryota; Fungi; Microsporidia; Unikaryonidae. The transcript has a single exon.